AUGUCCCGGGUCCCAGAACUCCUGUUGGCUUGGUUUGUAGGUGCGGGAGCACAAUGCAGGGAGCUUUACACGACUAAGAAGGUCGACGGCACCGCGGUCUGCUGGGGCGUCUGCGACCGUGGCGGCUGCUGCGCAGACAUAGCAAGCCAAUUGACGUCAGUUGAUGUGAUCUAUCCGACCUGCUGUGCAUUCGCUGCCAAAAGGCUCGACGGCACGGUGGUGACCUGGCCAACUACGGGUACGGGCGCCCAAUAUGGUGGGGACUCCUCCGCCGUGGCAAGCGAUUUAACGUCAGUUGAUGUGAUCUAUGCAAAUUAUGGUGCCUUUGCAGCAAAGAAGCUCGAUGGCACUGUCGUCACCUGGGGCGAUUCCGGCCAUGGUGGGGACUCCUCUGCCGUGGCCCAUCAGUUGACCUCAGUUGAUGUGAUCUAUACAGCGGAGAGGGCCUUCGCCGCCAAGAAGAGCGAUGGUUCGGUGGUCGCUUGGGGCGCGCCGGGCGCUGAAGUGCUAAGUGAGUUUGCGUCAGUGGAUGCGAUCUAUGGAAGUAGGUGGAGCUUCGCUGGGUUGAAGUCCGACGGUGGCGUGGCUGUAUGGGGUUUCAGUGUCGAUCCGGUCCAGGCUGCUGAUGCCUGCCCCUACCGAUCACUGUGA
Molecule: messenger RNA, 651 nt
Organism: Symbiodinium sp. CCMP2592
Lineage: Eukaryota; Dinophyceae; Suessiales; Symbiodiniaceae
Source: the annotation of a GenBank genome assembly